Trypanosoma grayi is the source of this 429-nucleotide messenger RNA. RefSeq lists its product as hypothetical. The transcript has a single exon. Bases 1 to 429 code for a protein of 142 amino acids. NCBI's taxonomy places the organism in Eukaryota, Euglenozoa, Kinetoplastea, Trypanosomatida, Trypanosomatidae. The record is from RefSeq and is a predicted model, not a curated record.
AUGGCCCAGAAGCACUACGACUGUGUCACUGCGAAGGGCAUGGAGCUGGAGGACGAGAGUUACGGCGCGUAUAAGUCCCACUCACACUGGGAGCGGCGCCAGGCUUACGGCAUCACACAGUACCAGGACCAGCCGCGUCUUGCCGGGGCACAGUAUUAUCCUUGCCGGUCUUUGGGGUGCGUAUUGCCGCGCCAUCAGCAGGUUCUUCCGCUCAAGCGAGAGAGGGAGGAAUCCCCUACCUUGCACGCCGCUGCCAUAAAGCAGGAAAAAGAUGACGUAGAAUUGCCCCAUCUCACAAAGCGUACGAGAACAGAGGCUUCCUCUCCGACCGACGGCCAGCCAAAGAACGAGGAAGCCGUCCAUCUACCGCCCGAGUGGCGGAGGGAAACACAAAUGCUUAGUGUGUUUGAAAUGGUCCGCUUCUAUUGA